This is a messenger RNA of Echinops telfairi (small Madagascar hedgehog), 273 nucleotides long. RefSeq names its product selenoprotein W (gene SELENOW). Gene Ontology annotation, cellular component: cytosol. The transcript is spliced from 2 exons. Gene Ontology annotation, biological process: response to selenium ion. NCBI's taxonomy places the organism in Eukaryota, Metazoa, Chordata, Mammalia, Afrosoricida, Tenrecidae. The record is from RefSeq and is a predicted model, not a curated record.
AUGGACUGGUUCAGAGCCACGGCUCUCACCGUCCAAGUCAUUUAUUGUGGAGCCUGAGAUUACAAGUCUAAGUAUCUCCAGUUCAAGAAGAAGUUAGAAGAUAAGUUUCCUGGCUGCCUGGACAUCAGCAGUGAGGGGGGCCCCCAGGCCACCGGGUUCUUUGAAGUGAUGGUGGCAGGGAGGCUGGUCCACUCCAAGAACAGUGAUGGCUACGUGGACACAGAAAGCAAGUUUCUGAAGUUGGUAGCCACCAUCAAAGCCGCCUUGGCUUAG